CGCCUCUUCCCUCAUACCCUCCUUCACAUUUGUACAGGUUAUUCACAAAGACCUCUAUCCCGUCCAGAUUUCACCUGGCGCAUUCUUUUGACUGUUUCGAUUAACCCCCUGGUGCUCCCCCGAUGACAACAUCGACCAACAUGGACUCCCGGGGAGACGAAGCGUCGAGGGGGGAAGAUGUCUGUAUCGACGCUUCGGAGGUUGGUUGGGGCUCCAUCCCCAGCGAUGUUCCAAAUGCGCCAGCCUGUGUGGAGGAGUGUGAGACGCAAUUCCUCCGGAGACGAGUACCGGAAUAUGAUGGGAACGACCUCGUCCCCGUCUGCGAAAGACUGUUGGACGGCAAAUCAGCAGAUAAGGAUCCUUCUCUGUGGGAGCUCUAUUGUUGCAAUUCCGCGGUCUGCGGUGUCUUGAUCAGCGACGCGAGCGAGGAAUUUCGUCACUCUCCCAGUGCUAGGAAUAUCAUUAAUCGUUGCCAUAACCUAGGCUUUCUAUCCGUCCAAGACCCCGGCCUGCCUCCUCCAACCUACAUCUGUCCCGCGGUUGCUACAUCGCAUACGGAAAAUGGGCUGCCCUGCCAGAAGCGGGAGUCAAGUGCGAGUAACCCUGUGAAGACGACGAACUUGCCCACUGGGACCAGGGAGACGAGAGUGCCGUCCGCACGCCACACGCCUACAUCCACAUUAAGUGACUCCGAAGCAGCCGGCGUAAACCAGGAAGACGACGAGCAACUGGGCAACAAAGGUUCAACUGGACUGUCAGCUGGGGAUAAGGCCGCCGUCGCUAUCUGCUCCGUGGUUGGGAUAAUAGCCAUCCUUGGGCUCCUAUUCUGGUGCUUUCGUCGCAAACGGUUCGAUCAUCGAUAUUUGCGAGACGUGAGGCGCCGUUUCAAGCUGCACGGUCCCCAGUCCACGGGCUCGCCCAUAUCAGUUCUCCUCCCAACCGGCACGGUCCCUAGGCAGCCUGCAACGCCCUUAACUCCGCCGCCUCGACUGAAGGAACGCAAACUGUUACCGACUAUCCUCGUCCCAGGCCGACCGGCACCAGCGAGCGAGGAUAGAUCCUUCUCGAUAUCAGCGAGGUCAUAUCGGCCUGCGCCCAGAGGGGGAGGGGGGCAUUCCUCCCGGUCGUCAUCGCUCGGCGGGUCGAGGUCCGAUGGGGCUUUCUACAAGGGCAGACCUCUACCCAAGGUCCACGAGACUCUGUUGCCGACACUCAGCCACCACGUGACGGCAGCGGGCAAGACGGCAAGUUUGAGUAGCUCCGCUAGCAACCGCACUACGACGACCUUGAGGACGUCCACGACUACAAAUUCUGUCGCGCCGGUUCCCGCUGCAGCAUCGCUUGCAUUGACGCCGCCAGUCUCUCCACGCCGGCCGCAGCGACCUCACGAGGCCCCACUUGAGAUUCCGGACCUUGUCCGCCCGGGGCCUGACCGCGGCCACGGACCGGGACCAGGACCGCCCCCCAACCGCGCCCUCCCUCCGGCACCGCCUUUGGCCUCCGCUUCGGCCUCCACUGUCAGCCUGGCCCUGACGCAGAAUCAGGGUCAGCAUCAGCAGCAACCUUCGGCCCAGGUUCACGGAGACUCCGGCGCCGAUACGGGGAUCGCGAACAGUAAUCCAGCUCAAGAAGUCGCACUACAGCAGGAGUCUCAAGACUUUCGAGAACAUACAGAGCGGUACGGAAGGGAACCGCGCGGAAGCUGGGGAAGUUGGGGCGGUAGCGGCGGGGGUGCCCCGGGGGUGGUGUCGAUGUCGCCGCAAAAAGCCGGCGGCGGAGGCGGCGCAAGCAUGAAUAGCCCCGUCUUAGAAGAGGCUGAUUUGGAGAGAAUGGGCGGUCGUUACCGGGGAAUUUGA
Molecule: messenger RNA, 1856 nt
Organism: Sodiomyces alkalinus F11
Lineage: Eukaryota; Fungi; Ascomycota; Sordariomycetes; Glomerellales; Plectosphaerellaceae
Exons: 3
Coding region: 123-1856 (577 amino acids)
Source: RefSeq, a predicted model, not a curated record